GUCCAGCACAUUGUUUUGCAGGCUUUGCCUACAAGCUUCUUUGCAGUAUAAGCAUAGAAUAUAUACACCCAGGAAAGCAGAAAAGGAUGGAUUUCCAGCGUAGAGCUCACCCCUUCCCCAUCCCGGAGGAUGAAGAGGUUGCGUACAAAGUCGCUCCUGAUGCUCACAACUCUGCAGGGAAUGAAGGCGAGAAACCAGUGUCAAAACUGCAACGUAGGCACAGUGAAAUAAAGCUCUACAAAGAGUUCUGUGACUUUUAUGCAAGAUUCAACAUGGCAAAUGCCCUGGCAAAUGCCAUCUGUGAGCGCUGCAGAGGUGGCUUUGCCCCUGCUGAGAAAAUUGUCAAUAGCAACGGGGAGCUGUACCACGAGCAGUGCUUCGUCUGCGCCCAGUGCUUCCAGCAGUUCCCAGAAGGGCUCUUCUAUGAGUUCGAAGGGAGGAAGUACUGCGAACAUGAUUUUCAAAUGCUUUUUGCCCCUUGCUGCCAUCAAUGUGGUGAGUUCAUUAUUGGUCGUGUUAUCAAGGCUAUGAACAAUAGUUGGCACCCAGAGUGCUUCUGCUGUGAUAUCUGCCAGGCAGUAUUGGCUGACAUUGGAUUUGUCAAGAAUGCUGGCAGACAUCUCUGCCGUACUUGCCAUAACAGGGAAAAAGCCAGAGGUCUGGGAAAGUACAUUUGCCAGAAGUGUCAUGCCAUUAUUGAUGAACAGCCUCUCAUAUUCAAAAAUGAUCCUUAUCACCCUGAUCAUUUCAACUGUGCUAACUGUGGGAAGGAACUUACUGCUGAUGCUCGUGAGCUGAAGGGAGAGCUCUACUGCUUACCCUGCCAUGACAAAAUGGGUGUGCCCAUCUGUGGGGCAUGUAGAAGACCAAUUGAAGGCCGUGUGGUGAAUGCUAUGGGCAAACAGUGGCACGUGGAGCAUUUUGUUUGUGCAAAAUGUGAAAAGCCAUUCCUGGGUCAUCGUCAUUACGAGAGAAAAGGCUUAGCAUAUUGUGAAACCCACUACAAUCAG
This is a messenger RNA of Acanthisitta chloris (rifleman), 1010 nucleotides long. RefSeq names its product LIM and senescent cell antigen-like-containing domain protein 1. The record is from RefSeq and is a predicted model, not a curated record. The transcript has 7 exons. Gene Ontology annotation, cellular component: cytoplasm; cell-cell junction; focal adhesion. The annotation marks the transcript as partial. Lineage: Eukaryota; Metazoa; Chordata; Aves; Passeriformes; Acanthisittidae. Gene Ontology annotation, biological process: cell-cell junction organization; positive regulation of substrate adhesion-dependent cell spreading; positive regulation of integrin-mediated signaling pathway.